Messenger RNA from Rhea pennata, 4025 nucleotides. RefSeq lists its product as uncharacterized. Bases 95 to 3529 code for a protein of 1144 amino acids. Gene Ontology annotation, biological process: regulation of DNA-templated transcription. The record is from RefSeq and is a predicted model, not a curated record. Lineage: Eukaryota; Metazoa; Chordata; Aves; Rheiformes; Rheidae. The transcript is spliced from 13 exons.
GUGGCCGAAGCCGUGCUGAAGCCACAAGGGCGGGAAGGUUGGAGCUACCACCGAGGCCUCUCGCUGUCCCCCCGCGCAGGCUCAGGAACGGGAAAUGGACUCCCCGUGCUCGGCGAGUUUCCGCUGCCCCGUGGUUCCAGAACAAGCUUCCGCCAAAGGCAUGAGGUCGAGCAGCGCGAGCAUUUCCCUGUGGACGGUCGUGGCGGCCGUUCAGGCCGUGGAGAGGAGGGUGGACUCGCACGCCUCGCGCCUGCUGAACCUGGAGCGAAGGACGGUGACAACCGAAAAGAAGUAUUUCGACUGUGAGAAAACAGUAGUGGAUUUUGGUAACCAGAUGGAGAGCAAACUGUCCGUCCUGGGCACCCUCAUCCAGGAGUACGGGCAGCUCCAGCGGCGCCUGGAGAACAUGGAGAAUCUGCUGAAAAACAGGAACUUCUGGAUCCUGCGGCUGCCGCCGGGCUCCCAGGGCGAGGUGCCCAAGGUCCCAACGGCAUUUGGAAAUGACGCUGCUUCCUCUUCCGAGCAAGAGUGGGAGAACCUAGAAGAAGGGCAGAAAGAGCUGUACAGAAAUGUGAUGAAAGGGAACUAUGAGCCUCUGAUCUCUCUGGACUAUGCGAUCUCCAAACCCGACCUCCUGUCCCGGAUUGAGAGAGGAGAAGCACCCUGCAAUGGGAACCAGGCGGACUCAGGAGAGAGAGAUGUUCCUGCAGAACCAAGUACAGAGUCUCUGGUGUUUACACAUGAUAUGAGCAGCCAGGACAACGGAGGAGGAGUGCAGUGCCUGAGAGGACUGGAUGACCCAAAAGAGAGAAUAAAUAUGCUGGCUGAACCCAGAGCUGCAGACUAUGCCAUUCCAGAGCCAAGCUUUCCGUGCAUUGUGAAGCAAGAGGAACAGCCGUGUGCGGAGGAGCACGGAGCUACGGAGGAUGCGGAAUUUGCAGAGCUCAGCGUGGUUCCAGCAGAUGAGGUGCUAACAUUCAAAAUAGAAGAGGACUCUGACGAAUCUCUUCAAAGCUCAGAGACCUCCAAGACUUUAUCCAGGGAAUCACAGGAGCUUGUUUUCCAGGGUCCCAGUGAGGAGCUGCCCUUUGAUAGUCAGUACAGCUCUCCAGUGCAGCAGAGAAACCAAAGGACGAGUGGGCUGGUACCAUCCCCCCCGGAGGAAAGCAACGCUGUCACGUUUUAUGGGCUAAGCUGUCCCAGUGAGAGAUCUCACACAUGUGGUGCCUGUGGGAAGGGCUUUCGGCUGAAGAAGAUUCUCACAAUGCACCAGCAGAGCCACGGCACGCUGUGCUGUGGGGAGGACGCUGAACAUGACGAGAGCUUCCUGCAUCAGCAGCACUUCAAGCUGCAGCAGCAGAUGCACGUGGAAGACAGGACCCUUGCAGCUGUGGAGAGCCUCAAGCACAACAACAGUGCAAAAACCCAUGCCAGGAUCCCAGCCAUGGACAAGGUGUACAGCAGUCCCAAGUGCAUGAAAAGCAUCAACACCAACAGCAGCUACAGGCCAAGUCAAAAAAGCCAACUGCGGGAGAAGCCUUACAAGUGCAACAAGUGUCAGGAGAGCUUCUCCCAGAAGAAAACCCUCGUCAUCCACCAGCGUGUACAUUCAGGCCGGAGUGGAGGGGUUCUGGGUUGUUCAUACUGUGGGAAGACUUUCAGCCACCCCUCCAAUCUGAUCCGGCAUCAGAGGAUCCACACUGGAGAGAGGCCAUACCAAUGCAGCGAGUGCUCAAAGAGCUUUACCCAGAAGCAGCACCUCCUCCAGCACCAGAAGAUCCACCUGCGUGAGAGGAACCGUUUGGGUACACAGAAUCUGAGAAAGACGCCACUAGACAACUUCUUCUGUCUUACUGACAUGCUAGAGGAGAAUCGCUUGGCAGUUAGCAGGAUAGGGCAGUCUGCGUUUUGUCCAGCAGACCAAAUCAAUCCAGCAAAAAGCAACCACAGCAUUACAGUCUUCAUUAGCUUAGCCCACUCAAUCCAGGAAGUGCAAGAUGCAUUCGAGGGGCCGGUGAGCCUGCAGGACGUGUGGGUGCCCUUCAGCGAGCGGGAGUGGCGGGCGCUGCGCGGCUGGCAGCGGGCGCUGCACCGCGCCGUCAUGCGGAGCAACUACGACCUGCUGCUCUCCCUCGAACAUCCAGUUUAUACGGAAGACAGCUUAAUCGACAUUAAGCAAGAGGAAGAGUUGUGUGCUGCAGAUCUGCAGGAUGUGGAGGAUAGAGAAGCUCCUGAAGAGCUCUGCCUGGUAGAGCAAGCAUUUUAUGAGCCUCACACUUCCAGUCAGACCAAGAAAGGCAAAGAUGUUCAUGUCACAGAGCUGCCAGAUGCAGAGGGUGAAGACCUCCAUGCAGGCCCUUACCCAGGGUUUCAGACUUGUACAACUGAUGUUUUAUCUUGGAUUAAACAAGAGGAGGAGCCACACCUCCAUGAACAACAAGACUUGGAGGAAGAAGAAGUCUCUGCGGAUCCCAGUACAGUGAAUGAUGAAAACACAAGGAGUAAUCCUCAGGCAGAGUACUUUGAAAGCACUGUGUGUGACUCCAAUGUACUGGGAACACCUGGAGAGGUUUCCAAGGAUCCCAGUCCUGGAGUGACAUGGGACAAUCAGUGGAAUUCAGAAAUGAUGGAAGCAACCACCACCAGGAACAACACUGGAGAUUACAUUUGCAAUGACCAACAGUUUGAUGAGCACUUAGAUUUCUUUAACACUCAGGAAAACAAUGUUGGAGAGAGACCACAUGCAUACAACAAAUGUGAGAGAAACCCUCACCAGCAAAGGCAUCUUCAGACUCCUCAGGGAGCCCAAGAAGGGGAGAUGUUUCCAGGCCCCAUGUCUGAAAAAAGUCCCAACGACAGGGUGUUUCAUACGCUGCGCUCACAUCCAUGUGCUCCAAGUAAGAAACGCAUCAGGCAGAGGGCUGCUCGUGACUGCCGAGAGGGGCUGCCCCCAGGGCAGCAGCGGGUGGCUUGCACCAGGUACAGACGAAACCCCAAAGUCACAACUAGGUUUAGUGACCACAGCGACCUUCAUGGAGGGGAUCGGCCAUCUGCAUGCACAGAAAGUGGAGAGAACUUCCUUACAGAAAACCUGUUAACCAGCCCCUGCCAGGAUCACCCAGGGGACAAGUCAGAGGCAUGUGCCAUGUGUGGGCAACACUGCCUGCCCAAGGGCAGCUUAGCAAGCCAACAGCAGAGCCACGGGAAAGGGAAGCCCUACAUCUGCAGUGACUGUGGGAAAAGCUUCAUUUGCCAUUCCUGGCUUGUUAGACAUCAGAUGACUCACACAGGAGAGAGGCCGUACAAAUGCUCAGUGUGUGACAAAAGCUACAGGAGAAAGGAUUAUCUUCUAAAGCACCAGCGCCGGCAUUCGGGAGAAAGGCUGUUCCAGUGCCACCUGUGCAGGAAAAGGUUUGUGCUCAGGAGGAGUUUCAUUAAGCAUCAGGAAAGUCACUUGCAAGAAACAGAGGUAACUUUAGGCAGCUGGAGUGGCAGUGACAUCAGGGCAUCUGUAACGCCCUCCAUGUAGCAAAGCCUGUCCAGCUGAGAGUUUCACAGGCUGUUUGGAUGUUGCCUGUGCUGGGCGGGAAGAUGGGAUAGCAACAGGAUUGCCCAGCUCAGGGCUGGACCAUGGAAGGAGGAGGGUGUUGAACAGCUGUUUGAUCCCCCUCCAACGGAAGGGAGAACACUAGAUAUUUGUCUUUCAGGCUGAUUUGAAGUGGUUUGGGAGCUGUUUUGCAGCUUUCGCUGGCGACUGUAUCUGUUGCUGUUUGGGACAUAUUGGAGCUAAUAUGAAACCUGCAGUCCUCAGAAUUACUGCCAGCAGGGGAAUCUGCUCAGGGGAAAAAUCAGAUCGAAAUAUGAAUAGAAAUAGAAAAUUAAAAUGCUUGCUAAAUGAUCUUCUCCUUCGGGAACUUUAUUUUUACUCAUAUUUAAUAUUUCUUAAGGGGGAGUGAGAGCCUGACAUUCUGUGACAUUGCAGGGAUAAAACGCAUUCCUUUUAGUAAUAAAAAGUUCUAGAUGCA